AUGAGCCCGCGAUUGGUAAUCGAAGGCGAAUUUGAAUGUGGUCAAAAUACAGAGGCUUCCCACUUGUCCCUCUCGCACCCCAACACCCAGCGACACCCACACCCAGCGACAUCGCGAAAAUCAGUCAAGAUGGCCCGCCGUCCCGCCAGAUGCUACCGGUACUGCAAGAACAAGCCGUACCCUAAGUCGCGCUUCAACCGCGGUGUCCCCGACCCCAAGAUUCGCAUCUUCGAUCUUGGCCGCAAGCGUGCCACCGUCGAUGACUUCCCUCUCUGCAUCCACCUCGUUUCCAACGAGUUGGAACAGCUGAGCUCUGAGGCCCUUGAAGCCGCCCGUAUUUGCGCCAACAAGUACCUCGUCAAGCUUGCCGGCAAGGAAGGUUUCCACCUCCGUGUCCGUGCCCACCCCUACCAUGUCGUCCGUAUCAACAAGAUGUUGUCCUGCGCCGGUGCCGAUAGACUUCAGACUGGUAUGCGUGGUGCCUGGGGUAAGCCCAACGGCACUGUCGCCCGUGUCAACAUUGGCCAGAUCAUCUUGAGCGUUCGCACCCGUGACUCUAACCGUGCUAUCGCUCUCGAGGCUCUCCGCCGCUCCCAGUACAAGUUCCCCGGUCGCCAAAAGAUCAUUAUCUCCAAGAACUGGGGCUUCACCCCCCUCCGCCGCGACGAGUACCUCGAGGCCAAGGCCGCCGGCCGCGUCAAGGUCGAUGGUGCUUAUGUUCAGUUCUUGUCCAACAAGGGCAACCUCGCUCAGAACAUGAAGCGCUUCCCUGAUGCCUUCACUGCCUAA
Podospora anserina S mat+ is the source of this 789-nucleotide messenger RNA. RefSeq lists its product as uncharacterized. Bases 1 to 789 code for a protein of 262 amino acids. The record is from RefSeq and is a predicted model, not a curated record. The transcript is spliced from 3 exons. Gene Ontology annotation, cellular component: ribosome; cytosolic large ribosomal subunit. Gene Ontology annotation, molecular function: structural constituent of ribosome. NCBI's taxonomy places the organism in Eukaryota, Fungi, Ascomycota, Sordariomycetes, Sordariales, Podosporaceae. Gene Ontology annotation, biological process: translation; ribosomal large subunit assembly.